CAUCCUGUCUGAGCCACGCUGCCGAGCCCGAGGGAGCUGUAGAGAUGACGACAGGCUGUGUGAGGUCGACCCUGGAGCCUGAACAUGGACCGAUGACACAGGAGAACCAACACUGUGAGCACAACGAGGAGGACCCGGUGAACAGGAAGUCAGAGGUGAAGGAUGGCCAAGGGAAGGAGGAGGCUCUCCGCACAGAGGAUCGGGAGGCGGACCAGAAGAAGAAACCUCGCAGAAAAGACACACCAGUCCUCCACUCUCCUCCACAUAUCCCAGGACUCAGGCAGCUGAAGGCGGAGAGGCAGACGGUCCACUUAGAGAACGAGGAGAACGAGGAGAAGGAUUAAAGGGAUCAACUCGUAUUUCAUCAAUGUUCACUGUCUCAUUAAAUGUUGGUUUU
This is a messenger RNA of Pseudoliparis swirei, 397 nucleotides long. It is a transcript of the gene ppp1r17, whose product is annotated as protein phosphatase 1 regulatory subunit 17. The record is from RefSeq and is a predicted model, not a curated record. The transcript has 4 exons. Lineage: Eukaryota; Metazoa; Chordata; Actinopteri; Perciformes; Liparidae. The coding region runs from base 45 to 344 and encodes 99 amino acids.